Seriola dumerili (greater amberjack) is the source of this 949-nucleotide messenger RNA. RefSeq names its product peptidyl-prolyl cis-trans isomerase FKBP1A-like. Bases 72 to 401 code for a protein of 109 amino acids. Gene Ontology annotation, molecular function: peptidyl-prolyl cis-trans isomerase activity. The transcript has 5 exons. Lineage: Eukaryota; Metazoa; Chordata; Actinopteri; Carangiformes; Carangidae. The record is from RefSeq and is a predicted model, not a curated record.
CAGGCCGCCCCUGUCUCCUGCUUCCGCUCGCAUUGUAGGGUGGUUGAGAGGAAGGAUACCGAAGAGCGAAAAUGGGAGUAGAAAUUGAGACCAUAACUCCGGGCGAUGGACGGACAUUCCCGAAGAAGGGGCAGCGCGUCGUGGUUCACUAUGUCGGCACACUGGCAGAUGGGAAAGUGUUUGACUCUUCGCGGUCCCGGGGGAAGCCGUUCAAAUUCAAGAUUGGACACCAGGAGGUUAUCCGUGGUUGGGAGGAAGGAGUAGCCCAGAUGAGUGUAGGUCAGCGGGCAAAGCUGAUUUGCUCACCAGACUUUGCCUAUGGCAGCAAAGGGCACCCAGGGAUCAUCCCACCCAACGCCACUCUCACCUUCGAUGUGGAGCUGCUGAGCCUGGAAGCCUGAAACUUGUGCACUCACUUUGUUAAAUUCCACUCAAAUUUUCAGGGUUGACUCCUAUCUCGGGAACAUGGAGGAAAAAUGUAAACAGAUGAUUCCUGCUCUUGAUUCCUGCAUAGGACCUAUUCACUAGUUCACUCUCCUUUCCAUUUCGAUACAUAUUUUGUCGUCACUUGCUUUAAAACUUUAUCCUUCAUACUAUACUUUAGAUUCCAUACGAUAAUAAGUCAUAGGCCAUCCCAUCCCAUGUAUUUUGUCAAAUUAUGCUAUGUAUUUUUGUAUUUUUUUUUCUUUUUCUUUUUUGUUUUAUUUGACUUAAAUUUUGCAAAAUGUGUCUGCCAUCAGGACCAGGUUUUAGAUAAGUGUCAGAACUAUUGAAUCAAUCUCAUUCCUGUGGUUCUGUGGCCUUUUACACAAAAAUUGUAUUGAUUGCGGGUAAUGAAUUGUCUUGAAUAAAAAUAAGAAUAAAUUGUUGUUUGACACAAAUGAUAUUUCUAUGAAUGAACUUUGUGAUACUUGUUAUUUGGCGAAAUUAUAAAAAAAAAAAAAAAGAA